Messenger RNA from Rotaria sordida, 2136 nucleotides. NCBI's taxonomy places the organism in Eukaryota, Metazoa, Rotifera, Eurotatoria, Philodinida, Philodinidae. The record is from the annotation of a GenBank genome assembly.
AUGGAAAAACUUUUGGAAAAUACAACAACAGGUGCAUUAGUCCCAACUGUAGAUGUAUCCAUAUCCGAAACGAAACCUGCUGUGUCUAUUGAAUCCAAACCUAUCGGUGAAACAAUAAUUGCGAAAACACUUCCUGUGACAAUAAUAUCAGUACCCGCAGCGGAACCUGAGGAUGAGGGUGGAGACAACAGAACACAGGCUACAUCAAAAGUGACGCCAAUGGCCAUUGAAAAUAUUUUCUCGCCGGAAGCGAAAUCUGUUGUUCUCGAUAAGGAGAAAACUUUCGACGUUGCAAGAAUGGUUGGAAACUCACCGAUUAUCGAUAUAUCUGCACUCGAAAUGAAUGAUGAUAUUCCAACGAAUAUCAUCACAGGACCUGUAGGAUUCGAUCAACGAAACCUAGACGAAACUAUGAUACACUUACAAUCGGAUUUGCUGAAUGCAGAAGAAACAAGUUUUCAACCUGAAACCACAACUGAUAUACCGGAGAACGAAGCACAACCUCAUCUCCCAACAAUGUCAUUGCUCGACAAUACAAUGCUUGCAACCAAAGCAACGCUAGCCCUCGAAGAAGUGAAGCCAGAGGAAGUUCUGGAAUAUGAGCAAUCACAAUUGUUAGAUGCAGGGCAGACAAUUGUUGAACCUGAAACAACGACUCCUACACCAAAGAAGGAAGAAACGUUUCACCUUCAAACAUUGCCAUCAUUCGAUACUACAAUGCAAACAAUCAAAGAUAGUGGACAGUCAUAUGAGCCAGUAACGGAUUCUGAUCUAUCUCUCGCUUCCACAGCGUCAGAUACAUUACAAGACUCUAAAUCUUCCAGCUCAACUACCCUCAAGAUAGCAGAAACAGACAUUAUUGAUGAACCUCAUGUGAAAUAUAUUCCAACUGAAGCGUCACAAAUGACUGCUACAAUUACUGAAAACGAGAUAGAAGUGGAACAAAAUUUACGUGCAAUUGGUUCUCCGACGCAGUUCUCCGACGACACUGGAAGUUUAUAUUCAUUUUUAGACCCAACUUUGGACGUUUCUGACAUAGAUGAACUGGAAGAGGAGACCGACGAUGAGUUUUUCGAUACUUAUACUGAAAUAACGGAUUCUUCCAUGGAUCAUGCAUCGAAAACUUCUGAUCUUCCUGAAAAUACAACUAUAACAUCAUCACACACACCAAACAUUCAAAUGACAACUAUUGAUGAUGUCAAUGAAUCAACAACAGACCAUAUAUACGAAAUAAUUUAUUCUGAAGCUACAAUAAUGGCUGCUCGUCUAUUAUCUGAUGUGAUACAUGACAUCAAUUUUAUGUCUAGUGACCAAUCCCAUUUAAUGUCCAUCUCAGAGGAGAAUAGUAUAUCGGAUGAUGAAGAACGAAAUUCUCUAACAUUUAAUAGCUCGACAUUGGCAAGAAAAGACAUGAGUACAGCAACAAUGGAAACAAUUAAAGAUGAUGAAUUGUUACAUAGUGAAAUGAUAACUGAUGUUGAUAAUAAUUUAUCAACUAGAUUUCAGGAUAAUCUUACACUUACUGCAGAACUUUUAGCUUGUAAAAUAUUAACAUUGGCUAUGGAUCCGACUGUAUUUGAAUCAAAUGAGCCAUUGAAAAUUAAUGAUAUUAUUCCAUUAAUACAAAUCCCAACAACUAAAGAUAAAGACUCUUCUGCUAACAUUUUUGUCACAUCGAAAUUAUAUGAAGAUUAUAUUCAUCAAGAUGAACCGAUGGAAUCAUUGAUUUCACCGACUUCUAUUACAUAUAGUGGUGACAAGCCAGAUGUAACACGAGAUAAUAUAGGUGUUGCAAAUCAACACUCUUUUUUAUUAGCGAUGUCUAACAAUUAUGACAUUGAAAAAGAACCUAUGGGUUAUAUUUUACCAGAACAAUCCAUGGCAAUUAAAGACAUGUUUACAUCUAAUGAAGGAAACAACAACAGAACUAUAUCGACAGAUAAGAUAGAAUCUGUAUCUAAUGAUAUGAAUACAGACGGAAAAGAAUUAUCAUCAACUAUAAUUUAUACAGAUGUAUUAACAAAUCCAUCAUAUAUCCAGCCAAUAAAUUCGGCAAAUAUAACGUUUCAAUCGGAUGAUAUCAUAUCGGAAAAUGAAAAUAUUUCUACUCGACCACUCAAUUACAAUUACAUUUGA